This is a messenger RNA of Lachnellula hyalina, 3360 nucleotides long. RefSeq names its product WW domain-containing protein. The record is from RefSeq and is a predicted model, not a curated record. The transcript has 4 exons. NCBI's taxonomy places the organism in Eukaryota, Fungi, Ascomycota, Leotiomycetes, Helotiales, Lachnaceae. The coding region runs from base 1 to 3360 and encodes 1119 amino acids. Gene Ontology annotation, molecular function: protein binding.
AUGCAUGAAAACAAGCCGCAUCCACUCCUGGCCCAAGUGCCAUUGACUGUAUCACCCUUCGUCUCCCUCCCAGCCUCAACGACUCUCCCAUACACUUAUAAAACCCUCCCCUCGACCCUUCCGCCAUCAUCUACAGGAAUCACAGCAUCAGCCGGAGGCGAAGACAAAACCCCAUAUAUCGUAUCCUCAUCAGGCCACGCAGCGCAUCCAGAUGAGAUAAUCAAGUCUUGCAAAGCUCUACAAUCAUAUAUACAGAAAGUGCAAGAUGAUGCUGAUAAAGAGCUUAAAGCAUGGGAGGAUUCUAUAGCUGCUAGGGAGCUUGCAGAGAAGAGGAGGGUUGCGCCUGGCUGGCUGGACAGUGAGGCGAGAAUAUUGGAGCCGGAGAGGAAGAACACUGGGACUGGAAGUCAGGAGCUUGCACAUGAAAAUCUUAUGGACGCAGAUGUAUCAAGAGCUGAGGCAUCUGGGUUGCAAGGGACGCCAGUUGCUCUUCCUAGGGGUGAGGGGGAUGAAUUAGAUCGUGCAUUUGGGGGCUUAGGCUUUGGCGGCAUUAAAUGUGGGCCCGAGCUCAAGAAAGCUCAACCUCGCCCAACCCAAAAACCCUUCCCCUCGAGCAUCACGAUGCCUCCACGAAUACCCCGGGUCGGAACCUGCCUCUCUAAAACCUCUCGAGUGGCAAUCGCGCCCAGAAGUUCACAAAUAUGUCCAAUCUGUUCCCUGUCGCGGACUGCACGCUCUGCGACUUCAACUAAACGGCGACGUUUUCAACCCAAAUUCCUACUAUCAAGCUGCCGACAACAAUCCGGAACCGCCAGCGCGUCGACAACAAAUGACCCGCCCAGAGUCCCACCAAAGUCCCCAAGAUUGGAGCUCCACGAUGCCCUCCUCGAGCUCCAAAAAGAUGCUGCGAAUUACAUCAACAUCUCCAAACUCCAGCUCGCUCUCCGCGGUCUUGAGCAAAUACCGGGUGAAGAAAUGAUACGAGUCGCAAUACUAGGAAUAGCAGAUGGUGGGGCAUCACUUCGGAAAGCGAAAGAGUUGCUCAGACUACUUCUCGCGGAUCCGUUGAAGUCAGAGGAAGAAUGGGAGAGGGUCUUACUGGAUCAUCGGCCGAGGAGUAAACCGAUCCUUAUUCGCGUGGGAGGUAAUGGUGUGGAGGAGGGAGGAUAUAGUUCUCAGAUGGUGCAGGAAAUACAUGUUUCGUCGCCGACGAUCGGAGGAUAUAAGCUGGAAAUUUUGGUGCUGGAGCUGGGUGUGGAGGGCAUGGCAAUGGGACAGCAAUUAGAUCGGUUCUUGGACUCUGCAUUGGUGCCGACGAUGGAGAUCCCGACGUCGAAUACGGGAAGGUAUACGCCCAUUACUACGCCUGUGCAUAGGUCAUUACUUGUUGGGCAGGGUAUACGGGGUGCCAGCGAAUUCUUAUCGAUGUCUUCCCUAAGCACCUUGCAGGAGGAGCCAUUUCAUAGCUGGAAUAUUGUCCAGCCAGCUGUUGAUUUCCAGGGUGAAAAUCCAGCUGAGAAAGAAAAACUGCCUAUUCAGUUCAUUGAUAUCAGUCAAGCUUCUUCUGCGCUUGGCUCGUUCAGAAAGAGUGUAAACAACGCUCUCGAUUACGAGCGCAACUGGUUUGCAAGCGGUGUUCCCGCACUUGUUGAAUGGAUGAAGAUAGGCAAGGAGGCUCCUGAUGGAGUACUCAGACGUCCUAUUUAUUACCUGAUUGAAUCACUGCUUCUCAAUACAGAGCAUUCCAUACGUCUCGAAUCAAGGCGUCAGCAGGAUGCACACCUUUCUAGGAAGAUAUCCUCAGUAGUUAUCCACCGUCUGCGGAAAGGUCUUGCGGAAUGGGCAGAAGGAGCGCAUACUGAGCUCCGCGAUCAGCUGGAUAUUGCAUUCCAUGGCCGCCGUUGGCGGAAACUGGGGUGGUGGAAGCUGUUUUGGCGCGUGGAUGAUGUAUCCAUGAUUGCAUCUGACAUUCUGAAUCAGCGUUUCCUUACCGAAGCUGAAAAAGAACUCAUCUUCCUCGCCGGACGCAUCGAAGAAGCUGGAAUAUUCUCCGUGUCGACCGCCAAACCUGAGAAUUGGGCAUACAAACCUAUUCAGCUCAAGAAGAAAGAGCUUAAAUUGGGUGUUAGGCCACCGAGGCCAGAUGUUACUGAUUUAGUUAUACAGGAGGAUACACAGGAGGGCAAGAUGAAGAACCAGCCAUGGCCAUUGAACAUCCCACUCACGAGAUCCUACAUUGCCACUGAUACUGUUCCUGCUCUGCAAGCACUAGCGCAAAAGCUCGUCUUGCAAACUCUUAUUACAUCCUCGUCUUUCUCUGCCUUUGCAGCUCUUACAUAUAUCUCUACACUCUCAACGGGAUUGUACGAAGCAGGUGCUGUUGCAGCAGUGGGUAUUGUGUGGAGUUUGCGCCGGAUGCAGGGGAAAUGGGAGACGGCGAGGACGUUCUGGGAAGGAGAAGUGAGAGAGGAAGGAAGGAAGGCUGUUAGGAGCGUCGAAGGGAUUGUGGGGGAUGUUCUGAAAGUCCCUGAUGAUAUAGUACCUGUUGAUCCGGAACUAAAGAGAGCGGAAGAGGUUUUGACUGAAGUAGCGCAGAAGCUUAAAGCUUGUGACAACGCGCCCGAGCAGUCUACCACAGCGAUAGAGUCAAAAGGAGUUCCGCCCACGGAUCUCGAGGAUGGCGAAUACGAAGAAGGCGGCCAAGAUGAACCAGACAAGCAGAACAAUAGCAACGCACCACCACUCCCCGAUGAAGCCCCCCCUCUACCUUCGGAAGCCCCUCCCUCAGAUGACGGCUGGGCGCCCAUCUGGGAAGAAACUGCUAAAGCCUUCUACUUCUACAACCGCUUCACGCACGCAACCCAAUGGACAAAUCCACGAGUACCCGACACCUCAACAAAUACAACCCUACCACCACCACCAGGCCUGUCUCCCGCCCCAGCUCCAGAAACCUCGCAAAGCCCUCCCCCUCCAACAGAGGCAGUAAUAACAGGCUACAACCCAGCCAUACACGGUGACUACGAUCCCAGCGCCUGGUACGCUCAGCCAUCCGCCCCUCCACCCUCUGCCCCUCAAGACCCAAACUCCGCGGAUCCCUACGCAGCUACCGCAGCCUUUAACAGAUUUACCGGACGCUUCCAAGCCCCAGAAAUCAGCACGGAUAAUUUUAACGACGAGAAUAAGUCGAAGCGGCAGAUGAAUGCGUUCUUCGAUGUCGAUGCUGCGGCGAAUAGCCACGAUGGGAGAAGUUUGAAGGCCGAGAGGAGUGGAAAGAAGUUGAGUAAGACUGAGUUGAAGACCUUCAAGGAGAAGAGGAAGGCGAAGAAAGAGGAGAAGCGGAGGGCUUGGCUGAGAGAUUGA